AUGUUAAAUGAAACAAUAAAUUCGUUUAUCCGUCAUCUCCUAUAUAUACUCACUCUCUAUCUCAUACAUCAUCAGCUUAUAUAUAUAACACUCUCUCACAUCCAUAAAAUUCAAAUCAAAACGACUUCUUCAUCACCACCACACAUCAUGGCCAUUGCACGGUGGCUCAACCGCACCGUGGGCUUCUUCGUCUUCUUUCUCCUCGACAUUAUCGAUUUUUUGCUUUGUUUUACUUACAAGACUUUAGAUUUCUUCUUCGAAUCCGAGUGGAAACCGUGUUAUUGCUCUACUCCACUAGAGGCUCAAGGCAAGACGGGGAAGAUCAUAGUGUCCGAGCGAGGAGAGUACUCAAAGGUUGUGUCUAUGACAAGAACAAAGAUACAUUUCGAUGAGAUCUCGGACACACUUUACUCACGUGGUCCUUCGCUUCUAAUGAGGCUCUCGAAGCUCGUGAGGUCCGUGAAGUGCUUUAAUUAUAAGGGUUUGAUCAUGAGACGCAAUGUGGUGGAAUCUUGUGAUCAUAAUGAUCAUCAGUCUAAGAAGAAGCUUUGUGGUCGUAAUAAAAAGAGAUUAAUGACUUUGAAUUCUACUGUCGUUGAGAAAUCUCCGACAACACCAAGAUGGUCGGAUUGUCAUUGCAGUUUCUGUACUUCUUGGCUUCCUUCUUCUACCAAAGAUUCUCUCUUUGUCAAUGUACAGCAACCCAAAGAUAACAAGAAGGCACGAGACAACGUUGUGUUCAUACAUGGUUUCUUAUCAUCAUCCUCCUUUUGGACAGAGACUCUCUUCCCAAACUUUUCUGAUUCAACCAAAUCUAACUAUAGGCUCAUCGCAGUCGAUCUUUUGGGUUACGGAAGAAGUCCAAAGCCAAACGACUCGUUGUAUACAUUAAGAGAACAUUUAGAGAUGAUUGAGAAAUCGGUGAUCUCUCACUAUAAACUCAAAAAGUUCCACAUAGUGGCUCACUCUUUAGGCUGCGUUUUAGCUCUUGCACUCGCCGUUAAACACCCUGGAGCUAUCAAGUCCCUCACUCUCUUGGCUCCUCCGUAUUACAAGGUGCCAAAGGGAGUACACGCGGCGCAAUAUGUGAUGAGGAAAGUGGCUCCUAAGAACGUUUGGCCACCGAUGCAGUUUGGUGCAUCGCUAAUUAGCUGGUACGAACACAUUGGCCGCACUGUUUGCCUUGUACUCUGCAAAAACCAUCGCUUGCUUGAAUCUCUCACUCGUCUCCUUACCCUAAACAGGAUGAAGACGUAUUUGAUAGAAGGGUUUUUAUGUCACACACACAACGGAUCAUGGCACACAUUACACAACAUCAUCUUCGGGUCAGGAGGUAAGCUCGAGUCGUAUCUAGACCAUGUCCGUGACCACGUCGACUGUGACGUCACCAUAUUCCACGGUGGCAAGGACGAGGUCAUUCCUGUGGAGUGUAGCUACGGCGUCAAGACCAAAGUGCCACGUGCCACUGUCCACGUCAUUCCUGACAAAGACCACAUCACUAUUGUCGUCGGCCGACAAAAAGACUUUGCUCGAGAGCUUGAGCUCAUUUGGCAAAAAUCCACAAAAACUUGUUAAGUAAAUAUAUAUGAUGAAACAGGAAACUUUUUGUUCUUCUUAUAAAGUAUAUAAUACUAUUCAACAAGAUAUAGAUACGUUUUCGUUUUCAUAUUUACUUAAGAUUUUGUUCUAUUUUUCUCUGUUGGACGUAAAAUGCCAAGAGUACUCUAAUUUUAUAUUUUUCUUUU
Thlaspi arvense is the source of this 1745-nucleotide messenger RNA. Lineage: Eukaryota; Viridiplantae; Streptophyta; Magnoliopsida; Brassicales; Brassicaceae. The record is from the annotation of a GenBank genome assembly.